Molecule: messenger RNA, 2448 nt
Organism: Gymnodraco acuticeps
Lineage: Eukaryota; Metazoa; Chordata; Actinopteri; Perciformes; Bathydraconidae
Product: neurexophilin-1
Exons: 2
Coding region: 413-1243 (276 amino acids)
Molecular function (GO): signaling receptor binding
Source: RefSeq, a predicted model, not a curated record
AGUUUCUGCAGGAGGCUGCAGCUCCUUCACUCCAGGAUCUCCUCUGUUCCGAUGACCAGAUAUGAUCAACCCACUCCCCAGUCAAACCAUUUUACUUUGAGCUGGGAUCUCUUUAUUUGUUUGCAUGGAUGAUAAAAGCCUCCCGCAUAUUCAUGGAUUUGUCAUACCACAACUAAUUUGACUAUAAAAGAAAAGACAGAAAAGGGGGACUCAAAGUGGUUUCUGCGGUUUUUUUUAGGUUUGUGGAAGCAGCAGUUUAGUCUGCCUUGGACAUGGGACCGUGCGUCACCCGAGAGGAAUCCGGUGCCGGAGAAAGAACAUCUUCCUGAAGGAGGAAAAACCCGUGUGCGGGAGUUUUUCGUUUCAUUUUUUUGCUACCGGGGAGGGGGAGCUGUGGGUUUUACGCGCCGGAAUGAUGCGUCCCAACCACGGCUUCAUCCUGCUCCUUCUAAACGGAACAGCUUGUUUGGUGGCCCUGGGUCAGGAAGACGACUCUUCCAGCACCAAUAGCUUUUCAGACGACUCCUCCAAGACGGUGGGCCUCCUGAGUGGGCAGGCCCCCCUGUCGCCCCUGAGCCGCUGGAUGCUCCAGAGUAAGAGCAGAGCUGCUAACACCACCUCUCUGGAGCUGCCCUACCGCACCCCCAUCCCUUUCUCCAAGCAGGAGUUUUCUAAACAGGAAUUCUGGGAGAUGUUGGGGAGCGACCUGCUCAAACCCGACUCCUCCAGCUCCAGGGUCAAACGUCGGCCCAUCGUUAAGACCGGGAAGUUCAAGAAGAUGUUUGGCUGGGGAGACUUCUAUUCCAACAUCAAGACGGUGAGGCUUAACCUGCUAAUCACCGGCAAGAUCGUGGACCACGGUAACGGCACGUUCAGCGUCUACUUCCGUCACAACUCCACGGGCCAGGGCAACAUCUCAGUCAGCCUGGUGCCACCUGUCAAGGCGGUGGAGUUUGACCUGGAGCGCCAGAGCGUAGUCUACCCCAAGGACUCAAAGAUCUUCAACUGCCGCGUGGACUAUGAAAAAGUGGAUCGCAGCAAGCGCACCUCGCUGUGCAACUACGACCCGUCCAAGACCUGCUUUCAGGAGCAGAUUCAGAGCCACGUGUCCUGGAUUUGCUCCAAGCCUUUCAAGGUCAUCUGUAUCUACAUUUCCUUCUACAGUACGGACUACCGCCUGGUCCAAAAAGUCUGCCCGGACUAUAACUAUCACAAUGAGAUGCCCUACCUGCCCUCGGGCUAGAAGACUCUCAGGGGGGAGGAGAGGUGGGAGGGGAGAGGUACAAGGGGGUGAGUAGGAGUGACUGCAAAAACGAGGAGGAAACCGGGGCUGUGAAUCAUCCUCAAUGCCAUUGUGGCAGCAAGACACCUUCAAAAAAAGCUCUGAAUAUUGUAAGAUGUAUUUAACAUAUAUGCAAAACAAAAAGUACAGUAUGCAGAUAAUGAGGACAUUUGGAAUGUGGAAGUGCAGCAUUCAUUAACUGGACUGGUAUCGAAAAUCAAACGCGCACUUUCUUACUUCUUUCCAGUUUCUAAAUGCCAACUUGUCUCUCGCCAGCUAAUUCUCUCUCCCAUGAAGUCAUUGGUGAAUGUUGUCUGAAUGUCCUUUCAAUCACCCUUUACUACAUUGCUCUUCUGCAAAGUCACAAGGCAGCAUUUCCAGAGAACACUUGCAUAUAAAUCCUUUGAUAUGAUUCACUGGAGAGUUGUAUACAAAUGCAGACUUUAUGACAAACAUCAUACUGUACAGUGUUUAUCAUCGCACACUGUACAUGAUUUAAACCCAGAGGGAACACACAGAGUUGUAUUUCAGAUGAAUGUAAAGCGUAAGCACCCACUGGAUCAUUGCGGUGACACUAUAGAACAUCUUUUUAAAGGGCAUAUUUUUUUGUGACAUUUAAGUCCGUCCCAAAAAAAGUUCUUAUUCUUACCCAUUUCCUCACCCCACUGUCCCCAUCCCACCAUCCCAUUGUCAAUGCAGGGUUUUUGUUUGCAGUCUGCCAAACGUAAUCACAAUAUAUCUCUCAGUAAUGCCACCUCCAUUUCAAUAAAGGAGGGAGAGAAAAAUAAUAAAAAUGUGCAAGAAAAAGCAAUUGCUCAACAAAGAUCCAGGGCCAGGGCUUAAGACAAGUUCAGUGCGAGGAAAAUAACUAGAUUCUGCAUAGAGAUAGAAUUGGCCCUCUACACUUAAGAGAGAGAGGGGGGUGGGGAGUGAGAGAGGGAGAGAUUCAGUGAGCUGUUUUAAUUAAAGUGGAGAAGAAGACUUGGAGUAUGCAUCUGCUUCUAUUGUCCCCUCUGUAUGAAAAAGAUUACAUUUUGUUGCCGUCAGGAUUCCUGAUUUCACGCCUUGAUAACUUUGACUGUGUAAGGCAGAUUGCUCUCUCCCGACAAAUUCUGUGUUCUCUAAAGUCUGCCUGUUAUCUUGAAUAAAUGAAAAUAUUAUCAUAA